CAAGGCGCAGUUGGCACCAAAAUUCAGAAUUUUAGAUAAGAAAAUCUUACAAACAUAACCCUCCAAUCCAUCAAAACCACACUUACCGGAUCUUGCCUUCUCUCCAUACCCACUUAACCAUUUCUAUAUAGAACUAUUCUUGGACUUGCCAUUUCUCAAUACAAAGAAACCUACAAUAAGUGUUCAAAAAUGGCCUCUUGGUAUCGAACUAUCACCUAUCCCUUUAGAAAAGCUUGCAGUACUUUCUUCAAUCAUCAACAGCAAAGAGACAAGAAGUCCCAACAAGGACCCGAGAAGAGUGUAAUGGAUUUGCAUGGAGAGGUGAUGGCGUGUACCUACGAGGAUGUUCAGGUGAUGUGGUCGAUUUUGGACAAGUCCAAAACCCAGAACCUGCAACGUUAGUUCUUGAAUUCAAUAUAUUUUUGCAUGUAUAUUAAUUUGUGGGGUCGGCCUGUUUUAAUUUUGAUUUUGAUCAGAAUUCAGACAGACCCCUUUACUUGGUUCAUUUGGCUUAGACUGAUUUUAUUUUGUUUUGUAAAUAUAUUGCAUCUUGUCGAUGUGGUGGGAAGAUGAGAAGCCCAAAGACGAGGUUUGAGAAAACCAAUUGGAGAAAGGAAAAUUAAUUACACAAGUUCCAUUAUGUUUUACUGUUUUUGCUCUGUAACUUCCUUUUUUUUUUGGUUAACAAUCAGCAGUGACGGACGCAGACAUUUGGAGGUAGUGGGACAAUCAAAUUUAUUAAAAGGUUACAAAAAGAAUUAUGUAUCCUACAAAAACACAUACAUAUGAUGACUAUCAUAGA
Molecule: messenger RNA, 802 nt
Organism: Olea europaea var. sylvestris
Lineage: Eukaryota; Viridiplantae; Streptophyta; Magnoliopsida; Lamiales; Oleaceae
Exons: 2
Coding region: 190-402 (70 amino acids)
Source: RefSeq, a predicted model, not a curated record